AUGUUUGUUAUUGUACGAUACGGAGAUCACCAAAGCAGGAUCUUCAACGCUAACUGUAGGAAUGAGGUUCUACUUCACCACAUCAAGCGUCGAUGUGAGUGUGUGGAUCGAGAAGAUGUGGUGGAAUUGUCGGACGAGAAGGGCGUGGUGAAAAACCUUCGGAACUUCCCGUUCGACUACGGAAGUGAGUACCUAAAGGAACGAGAGACUCUCAUACUCCUCAAAGUUGAUACUUUACUCGAGGAUCAGGAGUGUGAUCGGAUGGUGUACGUUCCUCUACUUGCCGAGCUGGAACACAAUAAAGAAUUCACAGAUGCGCUGAACCCCAAACAGGAGAUUCGUCCUACCUCUUCUAUGGACGAGGAUGGGCGUGGUAACAAGAAAAAUAUCAAAGGAUCGUCUGCUGCAUCAAAGGGCGCGAAAAAAGGCACUGAUUCGAAGCGAACGUCUGCCAAAAGUCCGCGUAGAUAG
Molecule: messenger RNA, 471 nt
Organism: Ylistrum balloti
Lineage: Eukaryota; Metazoa; Mollusca; Bivalvia; Pectinida; Pectinidae
Exons: 5
Coding region: 1-471 (156 amino acids)
Source: RefSeq, a predicted model, not a curated record